This is a messenger RNA of Chenopodium quinoa (quinoa), 503 nucleotides long. Its product is annotated as glucan endo-1,3-beta-glucosidase 4-like. Bases 1 to 351 code for a protein of 116 amino acids. The record is from RefSeq and is a predicted model, not a curated record. The transcript has 3 exons. Lineage: Eukaryota; Viridiplantae; Streptophyta; Magnoliopsida; Caryophyllales; Amaranthaceae.
AUGUGCUUAAUCUGUACUUUCAUUUUACAGCUGCAGGUUAAUGCUCAUGCUCCUUUAAUCAGUUCCGAAAACUAUGUUGCUGCGACAAAGAAAUUUGCUUGUUCUGAUUUAUUGUGGGUAGAAGCACAGCUGGAAGAAUGGUGCAUUGCAGACGAGCAGGCGCCGGAUGCUGUGCUGCAGAGUGCACUUGAUUGGGCGUGUGGGAAAGGAGGAGCAGACUGCAGUAAGAUUCAGAAAGAUCAGCCUUGUUAUUUGCCAAACACGGUCAAAGACCACGCAUCAUAUGCCUUCAAUAGCUACUUUCAGAAAUACAAGAACAAGGGUGGCAACUGCUGUGAUAACCGGGGUUGAUCCUAGCCAUGGAGGAUGCAAGUACGAAUAUUACCAUUGACGUAAAGCACAGAUCAAAGUCUGAAUUAAGUAUCGACUUCUUUAGAGAUUUUAUCAAUGUCUUAGACUAGAAAAUCGAGAUACACUGGAGUUGCAUUCCUCAGGAUUUUCAU